AGCGGAGUUACGUCGCGAGUUGCACAAUCAGCUGAGGCGCAGCGCAUAGAGGGGAGGAAGAGGAGGAAGAUGGAAGGCAACAGAGACGAGGCGGAGAAAUGUAUCAACAUAGCUAGAAAAGCAUUGGAGGCCGGCGACAGAAACAAAGCGCUCAAGUUUUUAAACAAAGCCCAGAAGCUGUUCCCCACGGAUACGGCGAAAGUUCUGCUGGAUGCACUCACAAGUAAUGGGACAUCUGCUGGGAAUGGUCCCCGCUGUCGAAAGGCUGAAGAAAGCUGUAAUGGGAAAAAGUCUAAAUCUGAAACUGAUAACGCAACACCAAGCUCUGGAGAAGCAGCAAAGACCUUCACACAGGAACAGCUAGAAGGAGUACAAAGGAUAAAGAAGUGUAAGAAUUAUUAUGAAGUCCUGGGAGUAGGCAAAGAUGCUAGUGAGGAGGAUUUGAAGAAAGCCUACAGAAAGCUUGCCUUGAAAUUUCAUCCAGACAAGAACCAUGCACCUGGAGCUACAGAGGCAUUCAAAAAGAUCGGAAAUGCAUAUGCUGUGCUCAGUAACGCAGAAAAGAGAAAACAAUACGACCUAACGGGCAGUGAAGAUGUUGCCAACAAUUCUCAUGGUCGUGGUGGAGGAUUCGAUUUCCAUAGAGGCUUUGAAGCUGACAUAACCCCCGAGGACCUCUUUAACAUGUUUUUUGGUGGUGGAUUCCCUUCAAGCAGCGCCUCUACUUUUGCUAAUGGUCGUACCAGAUACACCAAUCAGUAUGGACACCAAACAAGACCAGAGCGAGACGACGAGAGAGCAGAUGGAGGUUUUUCGAUGUUCAUUCAGCUGAUGCCUAUUGUGGUUCUCAUUCUGAUCUCUGUUUUAAGCCAGCUGAUGGUGUCAACUCCACCUUACAGCCUUUAUUCCAGACCGGCAACGGGACAAACGAUCAAGCGCCAGACAGAGAACUUGCACAUACAUUAUUUUGUCUCUAAAGAUUUUAGAUCAGAAUAUAAAGGGGCUUCGCUACAACAGAUUGAGAAGAGCGUUGAAGAGGACUAUGUUACCAAUGUUCGAAAUAACUGCUGGAAAGAGAGACAAACAAAAACUGACUUGCUGUAUGCAGCCAAAGUGUACAGAGAUGAACGGCUGCGGAAAAAGGCAGAAAUAAUGAGCAUGGAAAAUUGUAAGGAAUUGGACAGACUAAAUAAUCUCUUUCGAGGAGGAUGAUUGCACCUUCUCUGCUUCCUGUUGUUCUUUGUGUCUUGUCCUGGAUUCUUUAUUUGCGACAGCGUCAAACGGUAUAGCAGCCUUAUGUUGGAAAUCUCUUUGGCCUCCCUCCAAAUGCCUUGCUGAAUUUUUAUUUAUGGAUGUUUUUUAAACUUGGAUGGAAAACACGUCCUUGUUGUGCACCAUUUCCUCUCAAGAAUCCCACAACUAUUUCAAAAAACCGAAUACAAAAAGAGAGAGAUGUUUCAACCUGGGCUUUCUGGGUCCAUCAGGCACACAAUGCCAGUCGUUUAAUCAUUUAUUUAUUUUCUUGAAUUGUCCGUUAGAAUGGUUUGUUGUUAAAUUAGAUUUCAGCCCAAAAUUAAACUUAAAUGUCGCAUGACUAAACCCUCCUUCUCGGUUUCUUUUGCUACCCUUUUGUGGCAGAGGCAGGUUCUCUCAAAUGACAAAAAAAUAAAAGCCUACAUUAACGCACUCGUAGACUGUCACAUAUAUUCAUAUUUUCAUUCUAAAGCUUUUGAUAGUUAUUGUAUCUUCAAAAUAAAUCUAUAUUAGUAUAUAAAAUAGAUAUACGUAGCUUACUCAAACAGUGCAAUAUUUUGUUUUUGUGCCGUUUUACAGAGAUCAACAACAACAAAAAGAAUGUGGACUAAUAUCUGACGAAAUCAAAUAAGCUGUAGAAGCCUCAGGAAGCAAAAUUAUUAUGUAUUUAAAGAAAAUAAAUAAAAAAUAGUUGUAAGGUAGGUGCGCAUGAGAGGGCAAAUGAAGCACACAAGAACAAAAAAAAAAAAAAAAAAUGUGCCCCCCACAAGCCCCCCCCCCCAAAUGACCAACCGGCCGCCAUCUUUCUUGAGAUUAAAUGAAGCACUCAAGAUUGCGCCGAGCCUGUGCUUCUGUUACACAAAUAGGCGUGUUGCGCCCCCCCCCCCCCAUUCUCGAAUUGUUGUGGGGGUUGAAUUGACUUUUUUGGUGGAAAGCAUUAUAAAUGGCAAAUAAAGCAUGAGGUCAUUUUUUUUAACAAAUAAAUAAAUAAAGCCUUUUCUUUAAGACAAGACCCCCCCCCCCCUUUUUUUUUUUUUUUAAUGCUUGCUUAAAAAUGUUCCAAUUGCCAUUUUUGAAAAGCAGUGCAAUCCAGUCCUGCUGUCCACCUAACCCGCACAGGCCAAAAUCUGCUUAAUGAGCGAAUGCUUUAUACCUCGGACUCGUGUGUGGGACGGCAGACGACGACACUCCAGGACCACGUAAACCACAAAGCCACGUCUCUAGAAAAACAUUCACCGGAAUAGGAGAGGAUUUGUUUUGUGACUUUAAAUGCAUCCAAACGCGCGAGAAUCUGGUGUAUUGGAAGGAUCUUCAGAAGGCGAUGGGUGUCUUGAUUCGGCCAGCUUCACAUCAAACGGUGGCCCGCUGGGAGGCACAAGUCGCAUCAAAGACUGUUUGUUAGCAGCCCCCCUAUGAUAGAAUCGGUUAACCUUUGUUUACAUCAUCUUUACCCAACUUGGCAGAAUUAAGCAUUUUAGAAAAAACCUUAACUUGAAACUUUUUAAAGAGCGACUCUGUAGCCUUCUAUUAUUAGAAAUAUAUAUAUACAUAUAUAUAUAUAUAUGUAUUUAUGGAAAAUCGAGUAUGACAAAUGUAUUUAUUCCUUAUAUUAAGGAUCAAAUGAAGGAAGUAGCUUUUCUGUUUGUGUUCUUGUUGCAUGUUUCUCCUUCACCUCUGAACUGUUCCGACACGUUCUGCUGUUUUAUCCUUGACUUCCUGUGCAUGUGGCACAAUAUCAGCUGUACCUGAACCAAACGGGUGAUCUUUAGUUCUCUUUUUUUUAUCAUCUUUCAAUUGCAAUAAAUCUUUGGCCAGCUCCAUUGUAAUUUAUUAACUGUGAAAUAUAUUUAAUGUACUAAAUCCCUUGGAAAAAGAUCUAAAAAUAAAAUUAUUUUGAGUGUGAA
Molecule: messenger RNA, 3158 nt
Organism: Erpetoichthys calabaricus (reedfish)
Lineage: Eukaryota; Metazoa; Chordata; Cladistia; Polypteriformes; Polypteridae
Gene: dnajb14
Product: DnaJ heat shock protein family (Hsp40) member B14
Exons: 8
Coding region: 70-1212 (380 amino acids)
Biological process (GO): cellular response to misfolded protein
Cellular component (GO): endoplasmic reticulum membrane
Molecular function (GO): Hsp70 protein binding
Source: RefSeq, a predicted model, not a curated record